Nilaparvata lugens (brown planthopper) is the source of this 7833-nucleotide messenger RNA. It is a transcript of the gene Hr38, whose product is annotated as probable nuclear hormone receptor HR38. Gene Ontology annotation, molecular function: nuclear receptor activity; nuclear glucocorticoid receptor binding; zinc ion binding. Gene Ontology annotation, cellular component: nucleus; transcription regulator complex. The transcript is spliced from 8 exons. Bases 517 to 2475 code for a protein of 652 amino acids. The record is from RefSeq and is a predicted model, not a curated record. Lineage: Eukaryota; Metazoa; Arthropoda; Insecta; Hemiptera; Delphacidae. Gene Ontology annotation, biological process: regulation of transcription by RNA polymerase II; cellular response to corticotropin-releasing hormone stimulus.
GACAGUGCUGUGCGGACCGUUGCCCGAUCAGCAUGUCAGUAACGGUUCUGGUUGUAAGGCUGACGACGACUACCAACAAUCACGUGUCUUCUUCGAGUUGAGUUGAGUUGCGUCCGGUCAGACGUUCUGGAUCCUUCCGCGCAAGAGGAUCAACCACUGUCACCGGCCCAGCCCCAAGGUGAGCCUUCCCACCCCAAAAUAUCUCAGAAAACUUCAUGUCUUCCUCUAUGUUGUCUUUAUGUGGACUGACUCCUCGGCCUCCUGAAACUACAUUGUGAUCCCUCCGUGUCUCAUCCCACCCAUCAUCAUUGUUUUGUUAUUGUGAAGUGUUCAUAUCUCAUUCUCAAUCCCCACAAAUCACAAAAUCAGGUGUCUCGGUACUUCUGAAGUGUUAUCAAAUUUUUAUCUCGAAAAUUGACAUGACGACAAUUAGGAGAAGACGGAGACGACCGAAUUCGGAAUAGUGUUUCGUAUGGGACGGUCUGCCUGCAGUGCAGAAACUAUGAGGAUUAAAUUAUGAUAAAUUUGACUCAGUGUGCGAACAGCAAUUCUGCAGCAGCCAACGGCACCAGCGACGCUAACAACAAUCAAAGGACUGUACACGCUAAGAAACGGAUAUACUACUGCAAUCAGGAGGAGAGCCACAGAGAAGUUCUACGCCCAUCAGGCCAACCGCCUCAUCCAGCGUCAUCAAGUAUGCUUCUACUGCAGACGCAGACAUCUUUCGGUUCAAGCAGUUUCUCAGAGCUGCUGACAGCUCCAUAUCCAGACGAAUCAGCCGGCUCUCUAGCCGAAGAGCUCGACCCCUUCCAGGACGUGUUCUCAGGCAACAACGGACAGGAGGGAGCAGACAGCGUGCCCCUGCCCAGCUUCCAGGAGACCUACUCCAGUCUUGGCUUCAAGAUGGAUGACGAGUGCUUUGGGUACCCGGGCCAAGCCGCCCCCAGCCCAGGGGGGCACUUCGAGACCUACCACCCCCACCACCAGCACCAUCACCCCCACCACCCCCACCAUCACCACCCCCACCAUCACCAUCAUCAGCCGCAGCCGCAGCCGCAACCGCCGUAUCCGCCGGCCAACACUCCCGCACCCGCCGCCGCCAACACCCCUGUGCCGCAUCCACAUCCCCACCCUCACCCGCACUAUUACCCGCCGCACCAGCACUUCGAGCCUUCGCCGCCACAGGACUCCUACUCGCUGCCCCACUUCCCCACCCCCACUGCCGCCGAGCUCGCCGUCAACACCGCUCUUGGCUCCAGGCAGAGGCGAGCCUCCCUACCGCUCCAGAGAUCAGAGUCCACCAGCAGUAGCAGUAGUGAGUCACCAAAACUGCGACUGGGUCUGAACAUAUCACCGGCCUCCUCAUCACCACCUCCACGCGCCUCCAAGCAACCGCCCCCACCACCGCCCUCCGCCUCGCAGCCGCCUCCGGCCCCCGGGGUCACCCCUCCCUCUCCAUCCCAGCUAUGCGCUGUCUGUGGUGACACGGCUGCCUGUCAGCACUACGGUGUCAGAACCUGCGAAGGAUGCAAGGGUUUCUUCAAGAGGACGGUGCAGAAGGGCUCGAAGUAUGUGUGCCUGGCGGAGAAGGCGUGCCCAGUGGACAAGCGACGCCGCAACCGCUGCCAGUUCUGCCGCUUCCAGAAGUGCCUGGUGGUGGGCAUGGUGAAGGAGGUGGUCCGCACCGACUCGCUCAAGGGUCGCCGCGGUCGACUGCCGUCCAAGCCAAAGUCGCCGCAGGAGUCGCCUCCCAGUCCGCCCGUCAGCCUCAUCACAGCCCUCGUUCGCGCCCACGUCGACACCAGUCCCGAUCUCGCCUCUCUCGACUACUCCCAGUACCGAGAGCCGAUGCCGAUGGAACCACCGAUUACAGAGGCAGAGAAAAUUCACCAGUUUUACAACCUUCUAACGACGUCAGUGGAUGUUAUACGACAUUUCGCUGACAGAAUUCCGGGUUUCAGCGACUUCUGUCGGGAGGACCAGGAGCUUUUAUUCCAGUCGGCAUCGCUUGAACUCUUCGUACUGCGACUUGCUUACAGGACAAGAGUGACAGACACAAAGCUGACCUUCUGCAAUGGAGUUGUUCUUGAUAAGCAACAAUGCCAACGCAGUUUUGGAGAUUGGCUGCACUCAAUCUUGGAGUUCUGCCAGAGCCUUCAUGCAAUGGAGGUUGACAUAUCAGCGUUCUCUUGUCUGUGUGCUCUCACGCUUAUCACAGAGCGCCAUGGAUUGAAAGAGCCGAAUAAGGUUGAACAACUUCAGAUGAAGAUAAUCAGCUCUUUGAGAGACCACGUGACCUACAACGCAGAAGCGCAGCGCAAGUCGCACUACUUCUCGCGGCUGUUGGGAAAACUGCCUGAGUUGCGGUCUCUCAGUGUGCAAGGACUGCAGAGGAUCUUCUACCUGAAGCUGGAAGACUUGGUUCCAGCGCCUCCUCUCAUAGAGAACAUGUUUGUUGCCAGUCUGCCAUUUUGAAAAACUUUCUAGGACGUGAAUACUUCAACGCUUCACUCUUAUACUAUAGUAGUUUUGCAAAUUCUUGAGACAUUCUAAUAAAUUAUCUCUGUCAAGUGCAAGUGUCAUCGCUAUUGUCUUCGCAAGAAUAGGAGAGGGCAACCAUCUUCUUAUUCUCAAUUUAAUCAAUGGAAAACUCCUUCGCACAACAAAAUAAAAGAAACUCGCUGUAUGGAAAUUCUGGUAGAGCUCAACAAAUUAUUUGGAUUUAAUUUAUAAUAUUUUCUAACAAAAACUCUCUUAAUAUCCAUUACGGUAGAAUAUGGGAGACUAAAAAAUAUUUCUGUCAUUUGAAUCGCUAACCGCUCAAACAGCAAUACAGUACGGUACCUACAAAUAUCAUUCAUGUUGAGUUGUCAGCACCUUCUGAAUUUAUCCAGAUUGCAAUAAUAUUAAUAGUAAUAAUUCUGUCCUUAAACUGUUUAAUAUCACUGAAAACUCAAAUAAAGCAAUAAUAAGUUACUUGAAGAAUUAUAAAAAAUAUAUUUUGUAUUAAAUGAUAAAUACUUAUAUGAGCUACUUCUUGUUCUCAAAUGGACUGAAUGGUGAUGCUAUUUAUGAUGCCAUCAAAAAUGUUGGUAGGUGAAUCGAUUAGGUAGUAAACCAAAAUCAAUAAUUGAAACAUGUAUCAUGAAUUUAUUCAAAAAUGUACGCUUGGACUAAAAAAUAUCAAUAAUUGUUUUUAAUGUAUAAAUAUUAAUUACGUCUACUACUGGUAACUUGAGUGGUCCAAAAUCAGCAUUUAUUUAGCCUAAUAUUACUGGAAAGCAGCAUUUUUUUAAUAUGAAGGCUUACAAAAGUACUAUUCACUACACAAUAUUACAAAUACAAAUUUGUUCGACCAACUACGAGUAUUUCCAAACUCGUAUAAUAAUAUCACCAUUCAGUUUAUCUGGGUGUAAUUACUGGAACAGUCUAUAAAAUCUUGAAUGUUAAGUAUAUAAUAUCACGAUUUCAAAAGAAUGUAACUUAUGUAUUCAUUAGCUUCAAUGAACCAUAAGCUACAUUAUUGUUAUUCGUGGCAGCGAGUCAAAUCGAUGAAAUAGGAUGACAAAAAAGAUUAUUGUCGAAUCGUGGAUAUGGUAUAAAAUGAUACAGUAGUUUCAAUAAAAAUAUGUCAUGCCUUUUUAAAAAAAAAAACACGACUUACCGAGAAAUCAAGCAUUCUCACAAAUUAUUACGAACUACGUAAUUCUAAAGUCUCUUCGAUUUUUGAAGAUGUUACAACCAAUUAUAACCAGGAAAAUAUUUAAAUUCAAUCUGAAUCUUCAAUAUUUUAGCUGAAAAUUUACUCACAUUUCGUACUUGGUAGGUAACUCUUUUUGUUAAUGAGUUGUUGAACGAAUACUGUCUUCAAAUUUGUCCCACUACACUUUUUCAAUACUAAUUAAGCUAUUUAAUUUCAUUCUCGAGGCAAACUGAUUUUGGCCUUAUCAGUUGCGAACUAUUUUCAACCAAUAAUAUUGAUUUCCUUUAUUAUUUUUACCUACAAAAAUAUGAAGUUUAUGAUAUAUAUAUUAGGUAUAUAAUGAAUUGAUUCUCAUAAUAACAAGUAAUAUGAAUUUGUCAUCUGACAGUGCUUAAAAAAAUUAAUUAGUCUAUAAAUUAUUAAAAUAAUAUUUCCUGAGAUUCGGUUCAUGUUAUAGAAAGUUAACAUUAACAAACAAGGAAAAAAUAUUAUUUAGUAGCCAAAAACUCCUCAUACAAUUCAAUUGAUAUGUACUGUACACAAUUAGCGUACUCUUAUCCAAUUAAAUCAUCAUAAACAAGGAGAUAUUUUGUGGAGAUCACUAAAGAGUAAAUCACUGCUUAGGCUACAUUCUGAGACUGAGAUUGAAUUGUUCAUUGGAAUUAUGAUAAAAUUUUAGGAAAUCAAGAUCUCAAAAUGAAAUAUACUACUGUAUAAUAUAUUAUUUAUUAUCAUUGAAUAUUUCGUUCAAUUUAUGAUUGUUAUUAUAAUAUCCCGUUCUUAAUAAUCAACAUAGGAUUUAUAAAAAGAAAGCCAACAAGAUAGAUCUUUGAAAACACAGGUGUCAUCUUCCUCAAAGUACAAGAUUGCUACAAGUGACCUACUUCUGAAUAGUAUAUUUUCACAAAUUUAUAUCUAUCAUCACAAAUAAAGAUGUACCAUGAUGAAGCAAAUUAUACAAUUCUCAACAGCUAAAAGCAGUAAUUUAUAUUGAUAUCUAUUCUUUUAUACUUCAUGGAAGUCUUUUUAAUGAGCUUUAGGAUCGUUUCAAUAGUUUCCUGAUGCCUAUAAAAUGGAAAAUCUGUGAAUAAAGCUUAUCUAUGAAAAAAGUAGCAAUUCUAUGUAAUGUUGUAGUAUAUAUUAUCAUAUUGUAAGUCUAGCUCUGCUAUCUAUUUUUGUUUAUAAUUAUAUUUAAUGUACGGCAUGCACAUGAUAAAUUAUUCAAUUUUGUAAAUAUGUGUUGACAACAUAGAUUGGAAUAUAUUUUGUAUAAAAACAAUGAUUAUACUUUUGGAGAGAGAUAUUUGGAAGGAAUUACGAGUGGGAAAUUCGCACUGGAGUAGAGAGUACGAAUUGAUCGAGGCCUAAGGUGACAAAAAUAGUGAAAGACUUUUGUAUAGAGCAAUUUAGUAGCAUCGAGAGAAAGAGUUUAGUGGGAACGUUGCAUACUGUAUUCUUUAGGAGAAGAGAUUGGCUGUGUUGAUAUCCGAUUUUGAAUAAGACCAAGUUACCGCAUCGGAGGUAGCUAUAGCUGUCACCUGUGAUUGGGCUCCAAUGGCAAUGAUCGCCUUCUAAUAUUCGAUUAGAUAGCAAACUCUUGCUGCACCUUAUCAGGGUGGUGUGAGGAACGCAAUAAAAGCAUCAUUACAACAAUAUUGUUUUCUCUUGUAUAAAAAGGUCAACCAAACUUGCAAUAUGUUCAAUUUGCAUUUCAUUAAUUAUUGUAAUAUUGUAUUCGCAGCUCAUGGCAAACUUAGAAACUGAGCAUAAUUUUUUUCUACAUGUAUUACACUCAAAAUCGAUUUGUCAUCUUUUUUUAGUUACCAUUAAUGCCAUAAGAAUUGUAGUAAUCAUAUUACUGACAGUAUCAAUAUUAUUUUUUAUAUUUAAAAUUUUUAUAUUUUGUUGUUAUUUCUGUAAGUUAAAUGAUAGAUUUGUACAUUUAAUUUUGUGUGAAUUUAGUCAUCGAUGUGUACAGUAAUUUCCCAUUAAAGUACUCGGCUCCCUUCCAGUCUUAAUAAAAAUGUCAUUAGAGAACACGAUAACUGUGAGUUUCGGCACAAUAGUUGUAUUACGGUAUAUCUCAUAUUUUUGGCAAUGCCAGAAAACUGCAUUGAACAGCUAGUUUGUUAGUGUCUACUAAUUCACUAUAUCUGCAAAAAUAUAAAAGUUUCUACUUUGUUUUGUACUCAAAGUUAUCAUAAACGAAGCUGGAAAAUGAAUAGGAAGUUCAUGCUUUCGAGUAACUGUAAUAUAAUUUUUAUUUACCUUUUUUCAGCGUUUCAUCAAUUCUAUAGAAUAUUAUAUUUUGAUAAAAUUCAUCAUAAUAUCAAAAAUUUACUUUCAACAAAUUAAAUUCAUGGAUAUUGAUUGUUGUAAACAAACUUAUUUCGUGGUAUUAUAUGAGAUACAGCGAUAGAGGAUAUUCAAAAUCUAAAUUUUCCAACUCAUUAACUUGCUUAUCAUAUUUCAUCAAUAGAUUAUUAAUUAUAAAUUUUUGUCAUGGAAAAUUGAUAAGUCGAUCACUCCAUGAAGUCUGACAGAUUUAUUCAUGGCUCCCUGAUAAGUAAGCUCUCAGCAGUGAGUUCAGAAUCUAUUCUGUAUUUUAAUGAUGUCUUAUUGUUUUAUUUGAAGAAUCUCUUGAUUCAAUUCAUUUGAAGACCUACUUAAAGAAUCUAUUAGCUGGAAAAAUGUAGAUUAAAAGCAAGUGGCAUAAAAUAUCAAAUAAAUUUGAAAACUACGAAUUGCUUUUUAGAAUUGAAAUAUAUUUCAAAAUAAUAUUUUGAAGCAGAGGCUGCGUUGUGCUGGACCUACUUUAUGCCCUAGUAGAGCCUGACUGUUCGAUGGUCCAGUGAAAUCGAAUAGUCUUGGCUCAACUCAUAUACUUCAAAUAAGUACCCAGAGCAACACUAUUGUAUAGAGUAAAAACAAGACAAUCCAUUUUUUGAUUCGUUUAAAGACAUUUAUUGGUAUACUGUCAGAAAACUUUCAUGAAUCUCUCCUAAAAUACUUUACCGGUACUUCAAAAAUAAUAUUGAUCAUUCAGAUUACAAAAUUCUAAAAAACAACAACGCUUUUCAAACAGGGUAUCCAACCAUAGUUUCAUAGUUAUCUCAAGAGUAAAAAACUACCCAGAAUAGAUUCCAUUUUUCAGGAAUGAAUUAAUGAAUAUGUCGAAAAUUGAACAGCUAUAUCAUAUUUAUUUAUAAUCCCAAUACCAACUGUUUUUGAACAAAUACUUACAGGUUAUUAUCAAUUCCGCUCAGCAAAAACAUAUACAUUUUGAUCCUAUUAGUUGGAAAAGCAAUAAAUAAAGAAACACAUUUCCUAGUCUGCCUGGUCACAUCUCUUCCUAUUCAGAUCAAAUCCGAUAAUUGUUUUUUUUAAGUUAGUAAAUCGAAAACACAUCAUCUUCUGUAAAGAAUAUUGUUGACAUUGGGAAUCUGCGGAGACUAAAUAUCAUAAAUGACUGUUAUCUUUAGGAUAUUUUCAUACUCAUAUACAAUAUUAUUGAAAAUUUUCCAUAUUAUAGCACGUAUGAUUAGAUGCUUUAGUGUUGAAUUCUAUACGAAAUCUAUUUCCAAAUAAAAAGGUUGGCUUCAAAUGAGUGAAAAGGAGAUUUCUUACUUUGAAUUGAUUCUGAUUUUCAAUGGAAUGAGAUGAUAGAGAUUUUUGAACUGAUGAGAGGAGCAGUUACUGACUAUUUUUAUAGCAUGUUUGUGAUGAAGCCGUCGUCUAUUAUUGUGUUACAGUAUCAUGAAAAGGUAAUAGUUCUGAAAAAAUACCGAAUAUUUCGCUUCAUGGUGAUAAGACAUAUAUUUGUCUGUUUUAAAACAAUAACCCAAUUGCUAUUUUUGUAUAAAGAAGCUCACUUGAUUAGUGGAAAUACACUCUUGCAUCUGUACCAAAACGUUAGAUUUCUCACUUAAAAUACCUGUUCUCUUUUUAUACUCUUCGAUUAAGGAAUAUUUUUAUCAUAGGACUUUAGAUUGUUUCAUUUGAUGUAAGAAUGUGAACAUAUCGUUUAGAAAAACAGCUCUUUGUUGCUACAGUUAAUAUAAUUAUGUAUUAUUAUUAUUGUUUCUUAAUGACAUGGAUUCAAUUGCCAAUAUAUUAUUGUGUUGUUGAAA